AUGUCAAGGAAACAACCUUUGACUCAAAGGUUAACCUAUGAUGCCGCUCUAUGGUUAUUCAAUUUGAUGCUCGAUAUCUUCUUUCGAGAAGUGAGACCAAGAGGCGCACACAAGAUACCCAAAGACGGCCCAGUGAUUUUUGUAGCUGCACCACACGCGAACCAAUUUGUAGAUCCCAUUGUCCUCAUGCGAGAAUGUCAAAGAAGAGUUUCGUUUUUAAUUGCAGAAAAGUCAAUGCACCAAAAGGGCAUUGGUACUUUUGCUCGCAUGGUAAACGCAAUCCCUGUGAUCCGACCACAGGAUUUAGCAAAACCGGGUGAAGGCUUUAUUCAAUUACUUGAUAGAAAGACAGAUCCAUUGCGUAUUACUGGUAUCAACACCAAAUUUACCCAACAGCUUAAGCCAAGAGACCUUAUUGCAUUACCCAAGAGUUAUGGACAAUCCGAGGUAGUCGAGAUCAUUUCAGAUACUGAACUCUUGAUCAAGAAAGAGUUUAAAGAACUCAAGGCGAUGGAACUACUCACGAGACCCGAGGGAACGAGUUAUAAAUGCAUUCCUCAUGUAGAUCAAGAUGCUGUAUACAAAUGUGUUCAUGAAGAGCUACAUCGUGGAGGAUGUAUUACUAUCUUUCCUGAAGGAGGUAGUCAUGAUAGAGCUGAAAUGCUCCCUUUGAAAGCUGGGGUUACUGUGAUGGCAUUGGGUGCUAUGGCCAAGUAUCCAGGACUAGACGUAAAGAUUGUUCCAUGCGGCUUAAAUUAUUUCCACGCUCAUAAAUUUCGAUCGCGAGCCGUAAUCGAGUUUGGUAACCCGUUGACGAUUCCAGCAGAACUUGUAGAGAAGUUUAAGGCAGGAGGAACCGAGAAGAGAGAGGCCUGCUCGACCUUGUUGGAUAGUAUCUGUAAUGCGCUCAAGACAGUCACUGUGAAUGCAGGAAGUUAUGAAACACUUAUGCUUAUACAAGCAGCAAGAAGAUUAUAUAAGCCUGCUCACAGAAAAUUACAUCUUUCACAAGUUGUUGAUCUCAAUAGAAGGUUUUUGAUAGGAUAUAAUUUUUUUAAAGAUGAUCCAAAAGUCAUUGAGUUGCAACAAAAAGUACUGGCUUACAACCAACUCUUAAAGUAUCAUGGUAUCAAGGAUCAUCAGGUACUCAAAACUAGAAAUAAUGGCGCAAGAAUGCUCUGGCUCUUGGUCAAGCGUAUCUUUGUGUUGGCCAUCCUCUCACUUUUAGCAUUCCCAGGUGGAAUUUUGAACCUUCCUGUUGUCAUUGUAGCCAAAGUGAUUAGUGAAAAGAAAGCAGAUGCCGCCUUGAAAGGUUCAACAGUGAAAAUUGCAGGAAGAGAUGUGUUGGCUACAUGGAAGUUACUGGUUGGUCUCGUGUUACUACCUACUCUCUAUGCGCUUUAUAGCUUUAUUGUAUUUAUUAUUGUGUUGCAAAUGGACAUGGAGCUAAAAUGGAAAUUGUUACUACCAUUGAUCACUUGGAACUUGUUACCCUUUGUCUCCUACGCUAGCCUUCGAUUUGGUGAAAUUGGAAAUGAUAUUCUAAGAUCUAUCAAACCAACAUGGGUGGCCCUGUUAGAUCCUAGCGGAGCAGAGACACUUCGACAGAAUAGAGAGAAACUCUCAAAAGAUAUCACUGAACUCAUUAAUGAGUAUGGACCCAAAGUAUUCCCUGAUUUUGAUGGUAAACGAAACAAACUGGAAAUAGAUUCUUGUUCUGAUCCUUUGUCCAAUAGCAAAUUAUAUAUCUCGUACAACAACAACAGCAACAACAAGCACAGCGCCUAG
Rhizopus microsporus ATCC 52813 is the source of this 1788-nucleotide messenger RNA. RefSeq lists its product as uncharacterized. Gene Ontology annotation, cellular component: endoplasmic reticulum membrane. The transcript has 8 exons. NCBI's taxonomy places the organism in Eukaryota, Fungi, Mucoromycota, Mucoromycetes, Mucorales, Rhizopodaceae. Gene Ontology annotation, molecular function: glycerone-phosphate O-acyltransferase activity; glycerol-3-phosphate O-acyltransferase activity. The coding region runs from base 1 to 1788 and encodes 595 amino acids. The record is from RefSeq and is a predicted model, not a curated record. Gene Ontology annotation, biological process: phospholipid biosynthetic process.